AUGUCUGUCGCCAACCGAAGCCUGCGGACGCUGCGCAUCCAGAACCCGCAGCGCCUGGCCGCCCUCGCUGGUGCCGCCGCCCGCCCCUCGGCCUCCUUCGGCGCCGCUCGUUGCUCCGCUUCCCCAUCACUCUCCUCCUCCACGCGCACCUUCUCCUCCUCCGUCGCAAAGCAAUCUGGUGCGCCCGCCAUGGCUUCCUCCGCCCGCGAGUACGAUCCCGAGAUCAAGGACAUUGCCGACUAUGUCGCCAACAAGCCCAUUGACUCUGAGCUGGCCUUCGACACCGCUCGAUGGAUCCUCCUCGACACCCUCGGCUGCGGCCUCGAGGGCCUGAGGUUCAAGGAGUGCGCGAAGCUCCUGGGCCCCAUCGUCCCCGGCACCGUCGUGCCCAACGGCACCAAGGUCCCCGGCACGCCCUUCGUCCUGGACCCCGUCAACGGCGCCUUCAACAUCGGUGCCAUGAUCCGCUGGCUCGACUUCAACGACUGCUGGCUGGCCGCUGAGUGGGGCCACCCUUCGGACAACCUGGGUGCCAUUCUCGCCGUUGCCGACUGGGUCAACCGCACCAACAAGGCUGGCGGCAACCUGGCCGGUGGCAAGGUCUUCACCGUCAAGGACGUGCUCGAGGCCAUGAUCAAGGCCCACGAGAUCCAGGGCUGCCUGGCCCUGCUCAACUCCUUCAACAAGGUCGGCCUCGACCACGUCGUCCUCGUCAAGGUCGCCUCCACCGCCGUCGUCUCCAAGAUGCUCGGCCUCAGCGAGAAGCAGAUCGCCGACGCCGUCACCCAGGCCUGGGUCGACGGUCAGUCCCUGCGCACCUACCGCCACUCCCCCAACACCAUGUCCCGCAAGUCGUGGGCUGCCGGUGACGCCUGCCAGCGCGCCGUCAACCUGGCCCUCAAGGUCAUGAAGGGCGAGCAGGGUGUCCCCACCGUCCUCUCCGCCCCCACCUGGGGCUUCUACGACGUGCUCUUCAAGGGCAAGAAGUUCGAGUUCCAGCGCCCCUACGGCAGCUACGUCAUGGAGAACGUCCUCUUCAAGGUCUCGUACCCGGCCGAGUUCCACUCGCAGACCGCCGUCGAGGCCUCGGAGAAGAUCUACCACCAGCUCAAGGCCAUGGGCAAGUCGGCCGCCGACAUCAAGGCCGUCACCUGCCGCACGCACGAGGCUUGCAUCCGCAUCAUCGACAAGCAGUUCAAGCCCAUGGACAACUUUGCCGACCGCGACCACUGCAUCCAGUACAUGUGCUCUGUCAUGCUGACGUUCGGCCGCCUCGAGGCCACCGACUACACUGACGGCGGCGAGGCCGCUACCUCGGAGCUCGUUGAGUCCCUGCGCAAGAAGAUCAAGUGCGUCGAGGACCCGCAGUACACCCAGGACUACCACGACCCCAAGCUCCGCACCAUCUCCAACGCCCUGACCGUCGAGCUCAACGACGGCACCGUCCUCGACGAGGUCGCCGUCGAGGCUCCCCUCGGCCACCGCCUGCGCCGCGACGAGGCUAAGCCCGUCAUCCUGGCCAAGUACAAGCGUCACCUCGGCCCCCACCUGCCCGAGGCCCGCGUCAAGGAGCUCGUCGAGCUCAGCCAGGACAGCAAGAAGCUCGAGUCCAUGUCCGUGGACGAGUACGUCGACCUGUACACUGUCAAGGAGAGCAAGUUUCUGUAA
Purpureocillium lilacinum is the source of this 1668-nucleotide messenger RNA. Its product is annotated as ATP-binding cassette transporter CGR1. Gene Ontology annotation, molecular function: 2-methylcitrate dehydratase activity; 2 iron, 2 sulfur cluster binding. Gene Ontology annotation, cellular component: mitochondrion. NCBI's taxonomy places the organism in Eukaryota, Fungi, Ascomycota, Sordariomycetes, Hypocreales, Ophiocordycipitaceae. The record is from RefSeq and is a predicted model, not a curated record.